AUGAUGAAAUAUCUCUUAAUUUUAUUUAUUGCUUUUGUAACUUUAGCUAAUUCUCAACUUAUCCUUUCAACAGGACAAUGGACAAAACAUAACACUGGAUUAUGCACUACUCCUUUGAUUAUGAACCUCACAAAGAAUGUAGGAGGAUACCAGACAGUCUCUGUCCAGGGAUACCCUUAUUUGACUAAUAUCACUGUAAAUAACGACGGAACUUUCCAAGGUUUGGGUUGUCUCUACUCUGGCAAACGUGUCACUGACUACGCAUCAGUUAAAGGAGUUAUCUAUAAUGCUAAUGCCUUCGUUGCCAUAUAUGCACCUUCAUUUGGUUUCCCAGGUGUCACCUACUACUAUUCUCUUAAUUUCUGUGAUAAUUCGAAUAUUCAACAAAAUGUUGAAGGGGAUAUUUCAUCUGAACCACAACUUUAA
Molecule: messenger RNA, 426 nt
Organism: Heterostelium album PN500
Lineage: Eukaryota; Evosea; Eumycetozoa; Acytosteliales; Acytosteliaceae
Exons: 2
Coding region: 1-426 (141 amino acids)
Source: RefSeq, a predicted model, not a curated record